AAGCCCAAACAUACAAAAAGUCCAAGCCCUCUUUUCUCAGGUGACUUCUGAAACCAAAGCGACCGUGUAGAGAAAGCAACCACAGGAACACACAGUAAAAACCACCACCACCGGUCACCGGAAUUUCACGGUUGUUCUUCGACGGAACUUCACCGGAGAAGGUAAUUGAUUCAGAAUACAGUAUUAUAUGCUUCUUCAGUUUAUGAGUGUGAUGGUACUGGUGUGUUGUGUUGAAUGUUGAUUGAUGGCUGGAAAUGCUGCGUUUGAGUCGGCUUCGACUAGUUCUUCUGAGCAGGUGUUUUCCGCAACUUAUAUGAAUGGGCAGAGGGGGGGUAGUGUGGACAGGUCUGGGAGUUAUAGAGAGGGUUCUGAGAGCAGGAUGCUCGGUUCGGGGUUUGCGGUGCCACCGGCACCGCUGCGCGGUGGAAGUAGUUCAGUGGUAGCGUCGGAUGAUAUCCACACCUUGUUACAGAGUAUAUCGUUGGAGCCGAUUGUGGUUCGGCACCAAGUUGAAUGGUAUGAUGAGUUAAGAAGGGUUUUGGGGGUUUCUGUUGGAAGCACUACAGAAGAGAAUUCUUACAAGAAGCCCAUCUCUCCAAUGGCGGAUUUGAAGGAUCUAAAGCGUUUCAGAUUGAGUGUUGAGGAUGCUUGUGUCAAAGCUAGGGUCAGAGCAAAUAGGAUUGAUGAACGCUUGCGUAAAUUGGAUAAGUAUUAUGAAGAUAUAACCUCAAAGAAACAAAAGAGGAAUGAUUUAACGAGUAUUGACAGAUCAGGUGCUUUGAACCUGAAGAUGGGUGCCCAAAUCUACAGUAUGAAUCAGCGAGUAGAAGAUCGACCUAAGAACAUUCUUCUCAACAAGCGUGUUAGAACUUCUGUGGCUGAAUCCCGUGCAAAAGAUGGAAACUUGCACGACGAUAAUGCUGGAGAAUCUGUGUUUGAAAAGAUUCGCAGGCUGGCUGCAGGAGGUGAAGGGUGGGAUAAAAAAGGCAAAAGAAAACGGUCAACUGGCCCGGUUUCUACUAGACCUAUAGACGAUGAUGGAGUGCCUAAAAGAGCUGUACAAAACAAGGUGGUUGUUGAAAACGGUUCACAACCACGUGAUGCUCACAUCUACAGGUUAAAUACGCGUGAUGACUCCGUAAACAGCCGCAAACGUCCUAUAUCGUUAGGUUCAUCGUCUCCUCCAAUGGCAGCUCAAUGGGUUGGUCAGAGACCUCAGAAAAUGGCUCGAGCCAGGAGACCAUUUCUGGUGUCUCUUGUCUCAAAUCAAGAUGAGAAAAGGAUAUCUUUUGAGAGCUGUUCACCUCUUGAUAGCUCACCUAUUUCCAAACUUGCAGCCAACGGUCCCAAGAAGUUGAAUGUUAAGCUUGAAAGUCAUGAAUCUGUUGGUGCUCAAACCCGAUUAACUGACAAAGAAGUUGUGUGUAGCGUAACGAAUGCAACUGAAUAUAAGCACAACCCUCUUAUCAGUUCAGCCGCUCCAAGGCCCUAUCAAAGUCGUAAGAUGGGUUGUAAGAAGAACGGAAGUAAGCCCGGACGUAGGUUGAAAAAGCUUUCAGACCGUAAGGGGUUUUCCCAUCAUUCUCCGUUGCCAAACGUUAGCUCUCCUGAUUGUCCAGGGGCAUCUGAUGAUGAUCGGGAAGAAUUGUUAGCAGCUGCAAAUCAUGCUCGUACUGCUACCUAUUUAGCAUGUUCAAGUCCAUUCUGGAAGAAAAUGGAACCGGUGUUCGCGCAUGUUGAUUCUGACGAUAAAUCCUUUAUAUCCCAGCAGGUGGAUUCCGUCUCUGAUCCACUUUCUGAAAACGGAUCUUUCUCUAGGAAACAUGACGUGGAUAGACCAUCUAACGAGUCGAUACCGUUGUUCCAAAGAGUAUUAUCAGCACUUAUGAUAGAAGAGGACGUCAAUACCCAUGAAGGAGAUGCAGGAAACAUGCAAUUUCCGAACCCUAUCUGCGCUUCAACAUAUGAUACACAUAACCUUAACGAUUCUACGUAUGAAAACGCGGGUGUAGUUGACAAACUUCUACUGGAGCUCAAGAGCAUCGGCUUGUGUCCAGAGAUGCUGCCUGUCUUGGAAGACGACGAAAACGACAUGAUUCAGGACGAAAUUGAUAAACUGAACACAAGACUUCAUCAACAGGAGGUUAAAAAGAAGGCAUACCUGGAGAAAAUAAAUAAUAAUAUCGAUAGCAAUUCUAGAGCGCGAGACCUCGAAACACGUGCCAUGGAUAGAUUGGUUGAACAGGCAUACCGAAAACUUUUGUCUACUAGAAGAAGCUCAAGAUCUGGGGUGCAAAAGGUGCCGAAACAAGCCGCGUUGGCUUUCGGAAAGAGGACUCUUGCUCGAUGUCAUAAGUUCGAAAUUUCGGGUACGAGUUGCUUCAACGAGCCUCCAUUUCACGAUAUCCUUUCAGCAAAGCUCUCACCAGAUGAAGCUUUCGCCAUAAACGGGCCAUUAUCAAACAGAGGCAAAAAGAAAGAAGUAUCGCUCGAUGACAUCAGCACCACCAGGAAACAAAAAGCAAAACCAAGACAAAAGACGGGUCAAAGUCGAAGUCAAAGUCAAACACCGACACCCAAGAACAGAUCCGACAAUAAACACACGGGGACCACACAUCCUACGGGCCCUUCAUGGCUAUCAACAUCAAACAGAAACAAUAACAUGGUUAAUGAUUUAGACCCGUUGGAAGAAAUGGGGGUCGGAACUGAUCUUGGGGUUCCGCAUGAUCUCAAUUCUUUUCUCAACUUUGAUGAACAAGAUCCAGAGGUGGAUUUUACAGCCGGACUUGAUAUACCAAUGGACGAUCUUACAGAAUUGUUUUGAUUUUGGUCGACAAAUCAAGUGUACAUUUGUGUCGAUCAUUCUAUUCGGAGCGCGCUCUGCAUUAUUAAUAAGUUUAUUAUUAUAACCGUGGCGAUUAUUUACAGAGAAAUAGUAAAUGGUACAUUAUACAAGAGAGGACAGAUAUGGUAUAAUUAUAGAGAAAGUGGUUUGUAGGUGAUAUCAUUGAACUCACAACUUUUUGUAACCUGAAGGUAUUAUUUAUCAUAUAUAAUAUAAAACUGUUUCUUUGAUCUGGA
Molecule: messenger RNA, 3081 nt
Organism: Helianthus annuus (common sunflower)
Lineage: Eukaryota; Viridiplantae; Streptophyta; Magnoliopsida; Asterales; Asteraceae
Exons: 14
Coding region: 245-2824 (859 amino acids)
Source: RefSeq, a predicted model, not a curated record